UUUCAAGAGAAAUUUUCAGCCGGCGACUUCUUGGAUGUCGGUAAAGAAGGAUAUCCAGCGUUACCUCUUGAGUCUUCUAAAAAUCAAAACUUUUCUGAAGGGCCAGAGGAGGCAGAAUUUGAUCCAGAUCUUUUCCAAUGUCCUAACGAAGGAUGUGUUAAAAGUUAUCAGAGUUUUUCAGCCCUUGAAAAGCAUCUGUCUUAUGGAAAGUGUGAAAUGCGUGUAGAAAGAGUCACCCUUCUUGACCAGGCGAGGCAAAUGAACCACGCCAAGCUAACAGAAGGAACAAGCAAAGACGUGACAAGCCAUUGUGCUGAAGCUUCUGUUCGAGAAAGCGUAGUAAAUACCAGUCAAAUUGUUAAAGGGUGGGCGUUAAAGCAAACGAAAAAAUCAGGACGACUCAGCGAAUCACAAAAGGGGUAUCUUGACGAAAAGUUUAAAAUCGGCCAGAAAACAGGUCACAAACAGGAUCCAGCUUCCGUAGCUCACGACAUGCGUUACGCCAGAACUGCUGAGGGUGAACGGCUUUUCACCCGUAGUGAAUUUCUAACUACGCAGCAAGUUCAGUCGUACUUCUCUCGACAAGCAGGCAAACUGCGCAAUCAAUCCACCGAGGAUGAGAGAAGAGAUCAUGACGCUGCUGCCGAGCAACAGCAGUACUGGGAUACUCGAGAACAAAUCCUUCGAGAGGUUCAACUCCAACACCCCAUCACCUUCGACAAUUUUGACCUAUGCGAAAUGUAUCACGCAAGUUCGCUAAACAAGUUCAGUAUCAACAUGUUACAAAGUAUUUGC
Porites lobata is the source of this 795-nucleotide messenger RNA. NCBI's taxonomy places the organism in Eukaryota, Metazoa, Cnidaria, Anthozoa, Scleractinia, Poritidae. The record is from the annotation of a GenBank genome assembly.